AUGGCCUCCUCUCUUGCAGCACAGCUGUCGCAAAUUGCGGCAAAGUCGUCGCACGAGCUUGACCUAAAGUCGCAGCGGAUCUCUCACUCGCAGUCAUUGAUCUUUGACGCUAAAGUUGCAGGCGUACAAGAUUUUGACACAAUUUAUGAGAUCUGUCAUGAAGGAUUCCGGGAGCUGUGUUCUUUGGACAGUCGGUUCGAGGAGUUUGAGCGAUCAAUUUUCAGUGAACAGAGCAAGUCUGAAGAUCGCACUCAGAUGAACACCACUCAAAACAAUGAACUCGAUACAGUGAUCCAGUCUUUCUUGGUGCUUGUUGGGGGCAGAUUGCAGUUGAGUCCAGCGGUAAAAGCAGUGGACUGGUUAGUGAGGCGAUUCAGAUCUCAUGAGUACAACCUGGCUCCUAUGAUACUGACGUUCCUACCCUAUCACACAACACCCCUCUUUUUGAAUCUUCUCUCGAUUUUGCCCAAGGAUCUCACGCCAACUUUCAAAGUCCUUCACCCGUACAAAGCUAGCCUAGUGAACCCACCCCGUCACCCGCUUGUGCAUAGCGCAACUACAAACAAAUUGUUUUUUUCCUCUUUCAACGAUUAUGUCUUGAAAUCUUGCCGACAGGGUGCCCAGAACCAUGCACUACUCUCCUUUUGGGCCGGUCUCAUUACAGAGGCAGUAGCAGGCAUGCUAGAUGGUGCUCGUGCUGGCAGACGAGAAGCUGAGAAACAAAAACAUGAGGAUAUCAUCCUUCGAGUCCUACCAGUGCUCAGCAGCGCAUUCACAAUGAAGAAGGUUCCGGAGUUGAUCAUCAGCUGCUAUAUGAUUUCUGUUGUCUUGGCUCAAAAAGCCUUGCUUGCAGACGAUCUUCUCGAUGGCUUGAUGGAGAGCGUGGCUAUUUCCUGGACUAAGGAAACCGUAAGUUCAGGUAUUAUCUGUUUGUCUGUCCUCGCAGAACAAAGACCCUCCGUCAGCCUGCCCAAGAAGGUCUUCAAAGCGAUUCUACGUUUGGAAACCCCUCUCCACAAGUUGUCAGAACUCACAAGCCAAUAUAAAACCUCCAAGCUCUUCCUGGGCAUCAUUUCUGGCUGUCUAUGCGAGUUGAACCAGCAAAAGGACAACAGCCGCCUGAUUUUGCUAACCUCUAUCUUCGAGGCUGCGGUCUUGAAGGAAGACGACCUCAAAGAAGCAAUCACCAUGGUUCUCAAGGCUGGAAGUAACAUCGAAAAAACCCGUGGCAUGUCUUUGGACACUCAGACUUACCUUGCUGAAUUGGUUCAGAGCUUUAGCCGCUCCAGCGCUAUCCAGCACGUCUUUCAACAAACUAUCGCUGAAGCAUCUUUCAAUAUCCCAGCUCUCGAACAUAACUUGCAAACUGUUAUAGAUGGGCCGGUUCCCGACAAGGCGAUUGAGGAUGUGAUUAUGGAGGACGCGGACAAUGCUCAGAUUGUGGAUACGUUCACGCCUGCUCUCGAAUCCCUGACCAAAGAACCCCAGUUCUCAUCGUCAUUCCUCGGCGUGCAAUCCUCCUCCGUAUUCGACAAUCUCGUACAAGUAUUUGCCAUGGCUAUUGAGUCUGAAACCAAACUCUCCCAGUUCAUCAAUUUACCAAUCCUUGGUAAAGCAGACGCGAUUACGAGCCCUCAGUAUCUGUCUUUUUUCACUCGGGUGUUUUCCGGAUCUUACCCCAUUGGAACUAAAGUGGCUGCUCUGAAUGCUAUCUCUUCUACUCUUUCAUCGACAUCUUCUGAAGUCGACUUCCAGGCACUUUUACCCUUUAUCCUCGUUGCCCUCGCCGAUCCGUCAGAGCGGAUUCGCCGACAAGCUACUGGUAUCUUGGCAAUUCUUGGCUCUCACUUCAAGAAUGCCAAGAACACUGAUGAUACCACCGUCAAUAAAUGGGCUCAAGACACGAUCUACGGCAAGGGUGAGAAAUCCACAGGCCUUUCUUGGCUUUCUAGCCGAGAUAUGCACAAGGUGAUGGAUGACGCCUUCCUCCCUGGCAUGGAGGAGUACAUCCUUGACCCAGAUCAUAUUGGCAAGGUUAUUGACUCAGCCAUGCGUGGAUCGGUUUUGUCAGAAGACUCUGGAGCCUCAGAGCUGAAGAAGUCUGUUCGCACUGGUCUUUUCACUUUCCUCUGCUCCCAUGCCAUUCAAAUCCCUGUCUUUGGACCCAAACUUGGCUUACUACGACUACUCAAUACUGUCCAAAAGGUCCCGGGAACGACUCGCACGAAGGCACUUCUCCCUCUUCUCGAGAAUUGGCGUGACCUGACUCAGAAAGAGGUCGACGAUAUUUGUGCCAAGGAACGCUUGUCUACUUCUGUAGUAGAGCAAGAGGUCGUCGCAAUCGUUUCUGCUAAGGAGAUUGAAGCUAUCCAGAUCUUUGUGUCUAACAUUACUUCUCAGUCCGUGCGACCAUCGUUCAUGACAGCUGUUUUCCUGCGUAUGAAAGAAAUUUGGUCAAAGACCCCCGAAGAAGGUCAAUCGAAGGCGUCAGAGAAACUUCUUGACAUUUCACUUGAACUUUUCGGAGAGGAUAGCGCGGUGGCAGAAAACUGUCGCGAUGUUCUACGCAGUGUUGAACUCUCCGGCGCUGUUCUUGUGAACUUUGUCAAGAAGAUUCCAGUUUCCCUGACUGAUAUGGAGUCUGUCGGUCCGGCACCAAAGCGUAGACGUACCAGUCAGAAUAAUAUGGUUGCCAUGAAUAUUAAGAGCGAGGCAGAACUCAGCAAGCUCAUGGAGAAAAUGACGUUCAUUUUGGAGAUUGUUGAUAGUUCUCGCCCAGAUCUCCAUCCAGAAUUAGCAGAUGGCUUAUUCCAGACUCUUGCUGCUCUUCACCAUUUCAAGGCACAAAUUCAAUCUGGAAUGAGCUACCUCUUGAGCUUGACUUUGGGUAGCCUUCUAGCUAUUGUCAACAAGUCCAAGGGCUUGCCUAAACCGCUCUUUGAUACUUCAGUCAUCCGCGCCGAUCUGGUGGUUGACUGUGUGCGCACAACUGAGAGCCCUCAAGUCCAAAAUGCCGCCCUUCUUCUUGUUUCUGGAUUAUCUGUCAUUGCUCCUGAGCUCGUACUACACAGCGUGAUGCCAAUCUUUACGUUCAUGGGAUCCAGCGUUCUCCGAAAGGACGACGACUAUUCAGUCUCUGUUAUCGAUCAAACCAUUGAACAAGUUGUCCCAGCGCUUAUACAGUCUCUGCGAAACCAGAAGCGAGACAUCGUCUCAGGCACUUCGGAGCUGCUUCUAAGCUUCACGGCUGCAUUCGAACACAUUCCAUCUCACCGUCGUCUGCGUCUCUUCCACGCACUGAUCAGCAAGCUAGGCACGCAAGAUUUCCUCUUUGCUGUUCUCGCCAUGCUCGCCAAUAGAUACUCAACUGACAAGGAUGUGCUCACUCUGAUGAGCGGUCUAGUCUCUGACACUUCUCCUGUCGUCGAACUCACGACAUACAGUAAAUAUCUCAACCUUGUCAUCGAUUCGCUCAAAACUAAACCUGGAAUCUCCCGGGUUCUACUUGGUAUUGGUAGCGAUGACGGUCGCGAUCCUCAAAAGGUUGCCAUCGACUUGCUUCGGGACCUUGCUCACUUGUUCAAGCACUCUACUCUCAAAUCGAAAUUGGAAGUCGCAUUCGAGAUCCAGAACGAGGUCGCAGAUCAAGUCCGCGCUUGCUUCUCUCGGGUCUUGGAACAGGUCCUAGCCAUCGGCGAAUCUGUACAGAACAUGAAACCUGUUAACCAGGCAUGUGGUGAGGUUCUGGGCUCCUUGUUUGGUACAUUGUCCCUUGUCGACUUCCUUGAUACCAUUGAAGUGUUGCUACAAGGCCCCGACAACAACCUACGCCGCAAGGUCCUCAGACUACUAGAGAACCGCCUGCGCCAAACCCCUGAACGUGACAAUGAGUCGCAAAACCGUGUCCUUGACUUCUUGCCCAUCCUCGUCGGCAUCAUUGAAUCAUCGCCCGAUACUAUGCUCAAGCACGCCGCUGUCACCUGCAUUGAUCGCAUCACCGAGAAAUACGGUCGCAAGGAUCCAUCGAAGGUCAUCAGUGCUGCCAAGGUUGUCGCCAGUCCCUCUUGCUUGGGCCAAGAAGAUGAGCGUAUCCGCAUCAUGGGCGUGCUGUGUCUUGCCUCUAUGGCUGAGGUUCUUGGUCAAGCAAUGAUUCCUGCGCUUCCCGAUACACUGAGCCAAUCCUUGAAAUUGUUGGAGAUCAGCCUGAUCCCUGGAAAAGGGAACGUGCGUCUACACGAUGCAGUAUUCUCGCUAUUCUCUGCACUACUUGUUCACCUGCCGUUUAUGAUCUCGGCCGUUCACCUCGACAAAAUUAUGCUGCUUUCUUUCAAGUCCACUAAUUCAGAUCUUGAGGAGAGCUCUGAUGAGGCUCGUCUGGAAGCUCUUAGGUUGAUGGCAUCGCGCAAGAUGGAUCUCACAGUCACUCUUGGCACAAUUGAUCGUAAUUGGCAACAAGCCGUCAAAGCCGGCCCCACGGCCACCAACGAGGUUUUGGAAGUCCUCAAUCUCGCCGUUGAGAAGAACCCUAAAUCUGUAAUUGCGAAGAAUGUCGAAAUUCUCUCCAAGAUUCUUUUCAAGGCAUUUGAUCUGCGGCGCGAGCAGACAGCCCUCGGCGAGCAGGCUGACUUUGAUGCCGGGGACCUAGAUGAGGCGGAGAGCGCUCUGAACGAUAUCACCAUCAAAAUGAUUUACAAGCUUAAUGACAGCACAUUCCGUCCGCUAUUUGUCAAGUUCGUGGAAUGGGCCACAACUGGUGCAUCUAAACAGGACGAACAGAGUCAGUUGUCUCGACUUACAACCUUCUACAAGUUCCUCCAAGUCUUCUUUGGCACACUCCAGUCUAUCGUUACCGGAUAUUCCAGCUACAUUAUGGAUAAUGUUGUCGAAACUUUGAGCACUAUCGGUCCGGCGAAGAGCACCAAGCUAUUGUGGCUGGCAACCCUGCGCAUGCUCCGCAACUCAUUCGAACAUGAUCAGGAUGAAUUCUGGCAGUCGCCUUCGCACCUCACUAGCAUCUCUGGUCCCUUGAUUGCACAGCUGCGACAUGCAGUUACUUCCAAAACCACUGAACUUGUGAUUGAAGAGGUCAUUCCUACGAUUACAGAAUUAGCCAUUGCAGCUGAUGGUACCGACAACCACAAGGAACUGAAUAAGCAAUUGAUGAGGUAUCUCCGCCCAUCAACUGCGCCCAAUGCUAAGGCGGCUGGCGGUGAUAACCCCCUUACUCGUCUUGCAGCCCUGAAGGCAGAGCAGGCUCUCACCGAGAACCUUGGAGAGGAGUGGCUCGCACUUCUUCCAGAGAUGCUGCCAUAUAUCAGUGAAUUGAUGGAAGAUGAGGAUGAGAGUGUUGAGAGAGAAGUGCGCAAAUGGGUGAAGCAAAUAGAAGGUGUGCUGGGUGAGCGACUUGAUGAUAUGCUGACCUGA
Messenger RNA from Penicillium taxi, 5424 nucleotides. It is a transcript of the gene utp10, whose product is annotated as snoRNA-binding rRNA-processing protein UTP10. Gene Ontology annotation, molecular function: snoRNA binding. The coding region runs from base 1 to 5424 and encodes 1807 amino acids. Lineage: Eukaryota; Fungi; Ascomycota; Eurotiomycetes; Eurotiales; Aspergillaceae. Gene Ontology annotation, cellular component: t-UTP complex; small-subunit processome; 90S preribosome. The transcript has 3 exons. Gene Ontology annotation, biological process: maturation of SSU-rRNA from tricistronic rRNA transcript (SSU-rRNA, 5.8S rRNA, LSU-rRNA); positive regulation of transcription by RNA polymerase I. The record is from RefSeq and is a predicted model, not a curated record.